UAAAACAUUCCAACCUACAGCUUCAUCAAGUGCUGCACAAAGGGUCAAAGUAGCCAGUGCAUCAGCGAAUUUGGUGUAUCCAGCGUAUUCUUAGGUUUUAAAAUCACCCCGUUUCCCUCGGGCUGUGAAGAUUGUGCCAUUUUCUUUCGGAGGAACUGUUUUACGCUGGCGCUACAUGCACUGACGUCUUUUGACUCCACACUCUAUCGUCGGACAAAACUCUAGUAGUAAUUUUAUAGUUAUCGUCUGCGGUUGGUAGCUGUAAGGAUAAUGGCCCGGACGAAGCAACUGUCGAGGAAACGUGGCGGUCAGCACAGGCCAGCAGUGACGUUCUCUUCUCCUGUGAAACCGCCCUCACAACCCUGGCCGUCUGCUUUCGUCAUGAAUCAACAAAACGGACAACGCCAAGCUACAAAGGAUAAGAAUAAAAGCAGGAGGGCGACCCAAAGGCGUUUUCGUCCGGGAUGCAAAGCUCUGAAAGAGAUCCGCAAGUUCCAACACAGCACAGCCCUCCUCAUUCCCAAGCUGAGCUUCCAGCGACUGGUCAGGGAGGUCGCCUGGCGGUUCAACACGGAACUGAAGUUUCAAGUCGACGCUCUUUUUGCCCUGCAAGAAGCAGUAGAGGCCUACCUGGUGGGCUUGUUUGAGGACUUGAACCUGUGCGCCAUCCACGCCAGGAGAGUCACCGUCAUGCCCAGGGACAUGCACCUGGCUCUGAGACUGCGUGGGGAGAGACUGUCAGGGUCACUCAGUGAAAACUGAAUCUAGUUC
Branchiostoma belcheri (Belcher's lancelet) is the source of this 771-nucleotide messenger RNA. Its product is annotated as histone H3.2-like. Lineage: Eukaryota; Metazoa; Chordata; Leptocardii; Amphioxiformes; Branchiostomatidae. Bases 271 to 762 code for a protein of 163 amino acids. The record is from RefSeq and is a predicted model, not a curated record. The transcript is spliced from 3 exons. Gene Ontology annotation, molecular function: DNA binding; protein heterodimerization activity; structural constituent of chromatin. Gene Ontology annotation, cellular component: nucleosome.